Messenger RNA from Paramecium pentaurelia, 4938 nucleotides. The record is from the annotation of a GenBank genome assembly. Lineage: Eukaryota; Ciliophora; Oligohymenophorea; Peniculida; Parameciidae.
AUGUCGAAAAGCAAUUCAACAAAAGUGGCAUUAGUUUGUUUGAAAACAUCUCAAAACAUUACAAAUCAAUCAUUACUUCAAGUUUUUGGGAAGCAUGGUAAAAUCACAAAGGUAAGAUAAAGUUUGAAUUAACAUAGAUUUUGAUCUUCGAGUAAGGUCCAAUGCAGACAAAGGUUUUUAUUGAAUAUGAAGACCCUGAAUAAGCCUAGGAUGCUAUCAAGUAGGGAUUUUAAGUUGAUUUAGCUGUUUAAACAAUACUAAAGUGAUGAAUAAUAUCAUUUGCAAUGUUUAUCCUUCUAGGCUUAGAGAACUGAAAUUAGAUAAUGUGCCAAAUACAAAAGGAAUGGAUUUAACUUAGAAGUUACCUUUCAGUAUGCCAUCAUUAUGGGACUUGAAUGUGAAUGAAGAUGAGUCUGCAUAACAAGUAUCAGAAGAGAAACUUGUUGAUAUUAGAAUGAAGCUGAGUAUGAUCGAUGAAGAGAUAAGCCGUACUAUAGAGAGCAAAUUAGACAAUGCUUUAAUUAAGCUAUAUCAACAGACAAAAUGUCUAAGAGUUCUAAUGGGAGACUAUCAACUAGAGGAGAUCUUGCACAAAACUAGCAAAUAUGGAAAAAUAGUACACCUCCUGCCACUCCAUAAUUUAGGUUUACCUGAAGCAGGCAUAAUAGGAAGUGUACGUGAAGUAUGACUCAGAUAAAGAGUGUUAAUAAGCUUAUGAGGAGCUCAAAGACCAGAUGAUUGUGCAGAUCAAGUACAAUUUCGAGAGCAUCCCUGGCUACGUGAUGGUGAACUCAAAUUGCUGAAACAUCCUCUCUCAAUUUAUAAUUUAUUUAAUUUAAUGUGGCUGCAUCCUGAAACUAUGAUCAAACUUGGUAACGAAUUCUUUCAAAAGAAGGAAUUUGACUAAGCCAUCAAUUGGUAUCAAUAGUCUAUAAAUAAAAAUACACAAUUUGUGGAAGGAUACUACAAUUUAGGGUUGGUAUAUAUGUACCGUAAGAAAUUUGAUGAUGCCAUUAAUUACUUCAAACAAUCCUUAGAUUUAAGGCCAAGCUUUCCUGAAGCCUUGUGUAGUAUGGGAAUUGCAUUGUAUAACCUCAAUUAAGUAAUUGUGUCUAAUCAUAGUUUAUUAGUAUGAAAAAGCUUUGAACUAUUUGGAUCAAGCUCUUAAACAUCGUCAAUCCUAUCCAAAUCCUUUGAAGUACAAAGGAGAUACUAUUAGGAAGAUGGGAAAUUUAUAAGAAGCAGUCAAUUAAUAUAAAUAAGCAAUAUAGUUGAAGGUAACUGUUUUCCUUAAUAUUCCUUUUAGCCUGACUUUUAUCAAGCUCAUAAAGCAUUGGGAGAUACUUAUAGAAAAUUAAAAGAAUACAAAUUAUCUAUCUAAUCCUAUGAUAAUGCAUUAGAAUAUAAUUAAAAAUAUGCUGAAGUCUUCAAAAAGAAAGCAGAUUCUUUAAGAAAUCUUGGGAUUUUUGAAGAAUCAUUACAAAAUUAUACAAAAGCAAUAGAGAUAAGGCCAAGCUAUCCAAAGGCUUAUAAUGAUGCAGGGUUGCUAUUUAUUUAGAAUACUAAGUACAAAGAAGGAGUUGAGUAUUUUUAGAAGGCAGUUUAAUUGAAACAAGAUUAUAAGGAUGCCUAUAAUAAUUUGGGUGUUUGUUAUUAUCAUCUCUUACAAUAUUAAGAAGCUAUCACUUAAUUUGAUACAGCUCUUCAAAUAUAAGUAGGUUUUUCGAUUCCAAUGUUAAACAAGGCAUCAACAUUAUUGAGAAUGAAGAAGUAUGAUGAAGCAAAUAAAUGUUUUGAUUAGGUGAUGAAACAUUAACCAAAGAAUGUUUAGGUCUUAUUGGGUAAAGGAAUCUCUUUAUAUGAGACAAAGAAAUAUGAGCAAGCAGCUCUAUUAUUGAGUUAAGCUUAUGAUAUUGAUAGUAAUAAUUUUGAAGUAGUCUUCAAUUAUGGGGUCUGUAAUUUCUAAUUAAAGAAAUAUAAAGAAGCUUUGUAAUUAUUAUAAGAGGCUUAAUAAUUAAGAGAUACUUUGGAGGGUCACUUUAAUUAAGCAAUUUGUUCAUUAUAUUUAAAAGACUAUGAAUAUUCUAAAAAGGAAAUUGAGAUGUAUGUUGUUCAUUAGGAAGAUGAUAUGGAGGCUAAAUCAGUCUAGGGAAUAGUUGAAUAUUAUCUUAAUAAUCUUAGUUUUGCUUAGGAAUGUUUCUAAGAGGUUUUGAAGAGAUAAGAGAAUUAAGUUGUUCAUAAUAAUCUUGGAGUCAUUUUGUUACUCAAUUAAUAAUUUGAUGAGGCAUUGAAACAUUUUAAUGCAUCUGUAUCAGGUAAAGGAGAUUAUGCUGAUGGUUUAUAUAACAAAGGAGUUGCAUUGUGUAAUCUAAAUUAGUAUGAGGAUGCCAUCAGAUAAUUUAAUAAAGCAAUUUAACUUAAACCAAAAAAUGAGUGCAAAUUCGCAUUUAUCAAUAGGGGAAUAUGUUUAAAAAAUCUUAAGAAAUUCAAUGAAGCCAUAUAAAAUUAUGAUGAGGCCAUUCAACUUAGUUAAGGUACUGAUGUAGAAGAUAUCUAUUACUUUAAAGGUAAUUGUCUAUUGGAAUUAAAUAAAUAUGAAGAUGCUAUUUAAUUAUAUGAUUAAGCAAUUUAACUUGAGAGUGUUUACAGUUCAUCAGCUAAUUUCUAAAAGGGUAUAGCAUACACAAAUCUCAAACAUUUUGAUGAUGCCAUUCAAUCCUAUUAACAUGCAAUUGAAUAAAAUUCUUAGAAUUCUUGGGCAUAUUUCAAUUUAGGAAUUACUUAUUACAAUUUAGAAAAUUAUGAAUAAGCUUUAGUACAAUUUACAAGAUCUUUUGAUAUAUAACCAACUUUUAAGGAUGCUGUAUUUAAUGAGGCUGCUGCUUAUAUAAAAUUAAAAAGAUAUGCUGAAGCUAUUAAUAGUUUAGACAAAUAUAAUCAAUUAGAAAGCAAUGAUUAUGAAAGUUUCUUUUUAAAAGGUUGUUUAUUAAAAUAAUUGAUGAAGUAUGAAGAAGCUUUAGAAUGCUUUUCAAAAGCUGUUCAAUAAAAACCAAAUUUCUUUGAAGGUUAAUUUAACAAAGGAGUUGCUCAACUUGAGAGUGGAUUGUCCAAAGAAGCUGUAAUUACAUUUGAUGCUGCAUUCAAAUUAAAGUCUGACUCAGAGAAAUCUCUUAAUAAUAAGGCUGUUUCCUUACUUAAUCUAAGCAAACCUGAAGAAGCUAUUAAAGAAUUAGAGAAGGCUAUUAAAUUAAGUCCUAAUAAUCCUACUUUGUUAAAUAAUAAAGCAGUUACUUUAAUUGAUCUAAAGAGACAGGAUGAAGCAUUGACUAUACUAGAUGAAGUUAUUAAUAUUGAUCCAACAUUCUUCAAGGCAUAUAAUAACAAAGGAACAAUAUAUUUCAAUCAAAAGAACUUAGCCUAAGCCUAACAAUACUUUUCAAAGGCAGUUGAGAUCAAUCAAGAAUAUGAUUCUGCAAGAAUUAAUUUGAGUAUUACAUUUUAGGAAAUGGGUGAAUAUCAAUUGGCUGUUUAAUAAUGUGAAUUGAUUUCUAAUUAAUAAUGGUUAAAUAGUAAUUCUGAAGCAUUGAUAGCUUUUGCUACUGCUUUGAGAAAUUGUGAUCGUUUUGAAGAGGCUAAAUAAAAAUAUGAAUUAUCAUUACAAUUGAAUCCUCGUCAUUCAUAAGCAUAAAAUGGAUUGGGAAUAGUAUAUUCAAAUAUUGGUUAAUAUGAAGAUGCUCUUAAAUGCUAUGAUUAAGCUAUCAAUUUAAAUAAUAGAUAUCCAGAAGCAUUAAAUAAUAAAGGAGUCACACUUUAUCUUAUGGGAAGAUAUGAUGAAUCAGUUUAAAUGUUAUAAUAAUCUUUAAAAUUGGAAGUCAAAAAUGCAUAAACUUUAAAUAAUUUAGGUGCCUCAUUAUUUUAUUUAAAAAGAUAUGAUGAAGCCAAUAAGAUAUUUGAUUAAGCUAUUCAAUAGAAUGAUCAAUUAAUGGAAGCAUUAGUUAAUAAGGCUAAUGUACUAAUUGCAUAAGAAAAUUUAACAGAAGCCAACAAAUUAUUACAAAAGGCUAGUCAAAUAAAAGACUCUCCUUAUAUUCAUAAUGCUUAUGGAAUUAUUGCUUAAAAGUAGAAGUAAACAGAUAAAGCUAUUUCCUCUUAUUAAAUGGCUCUUCAAAUGUUACCAACUUUCCCUUAAUGUUUAUCAAAUCAAGCUACACUUCUUAUUGAAACUGAGAAAUAUUCAUAAGCAUUAGAUUUACUUAAAUAAGCUUUAAAGACUGAUUAAAAUAAUGCUGAAGCUCAUAAUAAUUUAGGUGUAUUGUAUUACAAAUAGAAUAAACUUGAAUUAUCAUAAAAUGAAUAUAUGGAAGCUAUUAAAUUGAAAGUUCAUAAUCCUGAAGCUCAUUCAAAUUAGGGAGUGAUUUUCUGUGCCAAAUAAGAUUACUCAUAAGCAUUAUAAUGUUUUGAUGAAGCUAUAAAAUUGAAGAGUGAUUUUGUGAAAGCUUAUCAUAAUAAGGGAACAACUUUGUAUGAGAAAGAGAACUUUAAAGAGGCUGUUGAGAUUUAUGAUAAAGCUAUUAAGGGUAAGACUUAAGAUCCAGAGACUUAUUAUAAUAAAAGUAUAGCUUUGUAAGGUUUAGAGUAGUUUGAUGAUGCUUUAAAUGCUUUAGAAUAAGCUUAUAAAUUAGCUCCUGAAAUGGCAUUAUUAUAUGUUGAGAAAGUACUUUUUUCUAUUUAUUUUAGGGAACUCUGAUGUAUAGGAAAGGUAAGGUUGAUGAAGCAAUUAAAAACUAUGAUAUGGCUAUUCAAUUACAACCUAAUUGUGCUGAGGCUUACUACAAUAAAGGAUGUGCUUUGGAAAAUCAAGGGAAGAUUGAUGAGUCAAACAAAAAUUAUGAAAAGGCUUUUCAAAUUAAACCAACUUUAGUAGAAAAAAAGAAAUGA